Caenorhabditis sp. 36 PRJEB53466 is the source of this 2145-nucleotide messenger RNA. The record is from the annotation of a GenBank genome assembly. NCBI's taxonomy places the organism in Eukaryota, Metazoa, Nematoda, Chromadorea, Rhabditida, Rhabditidae.
AUGAGCAGUUGGAAAAGACGGCCAGCAAUCUCGUUUCCGGCACCCGGUGAACUUGACCAGCCCGUCAUAGGUAGGUGUCAUUUUAUUGUUUCCAUUUGAAAAACAUGCCACUCAUUGUCACAUGUUCCGAUCUUCAAAAGUUCAGGAUUUGAUUACAAAAACGAUGUUCCGUUGCUAUCACCAAUUCACCAGCACGUUUACCGACCGUCCAGCCUCCAACAGGUACUGAUCUUCUCCUACAUUUUGUCUGACGACACAAAAUUUGGAAACCUGAUCUCGCGUCCUGUCUUGAGUGAUAACCGCAAGGACAUUCAUUCUUUUUUCAAAGUACACCGCGUUUUUGUGGCCCGUACGGCAAACUUGAUCGGCAAGUUGGUAGUUGAUAAAAAGGAAAAGAAAAAGGAAGUUUGAGAGGACUGAACUCUGUUCUUGCCAAAUCUUCUUUACGUCAACCGGAUUGACAGGUGUAUGCCAGACUGCCAGGAGGUUUUCUAGGCGGCAAUGAAUUGAGAUUUGCAAAAAAUCUAGCCCGGAAAUAUCACAUCAGUGACUAUACUAAAAGUAUAUUUUACGGGCAGGUAAUUUGAAUUGUUUUUUGCUGCAUCAUUAGUUCUUUGAGUCUGACGUUUUUGCUUUUUGCUUUCCGGAAAUGAACACUUAAAAACAGCAACAAAGCAAUAAAAACGCUCAUCUCAUCGCAAUCCCAGAACUUUGAUCACUGACUACAAGAAAUUUUGUACCCCCUACAUUCUGGAAAGAUGCAAUGUUUUGAUAAUCCGUGUACAUAUGUUUGCAUCUCCGACUUUUUAUUAAUAUCAUCAUGUCAACCAAACCCGUCGGCCAGGAUGUGCUAGGUGUUGUAAAGUCGGUGCCGAAAGCGAAAAGAGCCUCGGCUGUCUUCUUUCGCGUUUCUGACUGAUUCUUUGCCCUCAGUACCCCGAAAACGUUUCGAUUAUUUAUUACUAUGCCCGAAAAUUCGAACAUUCAUAGCAAGAAAAUCUAUCAUCGUUUCGCGACGAGACGAUCCAUUCAGCUUUCCGGGUCGUUGCACCCAAAUAUCACUUUGCACAAGGUAAAAAAUAUGAGUUUACCUUUUGGGAUCUGAACAUUUUUGAAGUUUUUUUCAAGUUUUGUUCCAGGUCGUGGAUGAAACUCAUUUCUCAAAAAACGAAGUCCGAGCAAUCUACCGAGCAUUCAAAGAAACGUCUCCAAAUGCUGUUAUCAACAAAAGUAUUUGGCAGAAGUUGACGAGAGCUGACAAAACAAAACAUCUUGUUUGCAGAUAUCAUGAGAGAGAAGUUCGCCGAGCUUUUUCCUCACGGCGAUAUCGAACACUACGCCGACCUCCUCUUCGAAACUUUUGACAAUGAUGGAAACGGAACGAUCAACUUUCAGGUUGGAAAAAAGUAAAUGCAGAGUGUUUAAGUGAAUGGAUUCAAGGAAUUUGUCAAAGCUCUCUCGAUUCUCUGCCGUGGGACCAUGGAUGAAAAGUUGGAGUGGCUUUACAAGUUGUAUGAUCCAAAAGAAAAGGGAGAAAUCACUUGGGACCGACUUUUUUAUGUUAUCACUUCCAUGGACGAUCUGAUGGGUGAGUUUCAGACUUGUUGCUUGCAGGGACAGACCGGGUUUCAGUUCUAUAUCUUUUUCAAUUUUUUUCCCCUACUAGUCUGGUAAGUUUUUUUCUUUUCCUCCAAAACGGUCCCUUCCAAACAAUGUACUUUCAGGCAGACACGCAAAACCCCAUCACACGAGGGAGCAGAAAUGCGAACGAGCAAACCAGGUCUUUGCGGUCAGUGACUCACUCUGAGAACGACCUUAAAUAGAGUUUCGGUACUCAAAAGGCAACGUAUCGCUAGUGACUCAACUGUACUAAUUCAACAAAAAAAAACUGGUUACGGUACUGACAUUAGAUAGUGGUGUGUUGUUCCAUUGUUCUUCUGACCGUUAGCGAGUAGACGAGAGAGCACUAACUGUUUAGUCAUAGUGCCAGGUACAAACAGAACACGUACUCAACACUUUUGAUUUCAGAAAUUCGACAUUGACAAAAAGGGACGGAUAACAAAGAAGGACUUCAUUCAUGUGUGCAAAACGGACCAAACCAUCUUGAACUCGAUUUCGGCACUCUAUACUCUUCUUCCCGGAUAA